UAAAAAUGAGGGAAAUCGUGCACAUCCAGGCCGGUCAGUGUGGCAAUCAGAUCGGUGCCAAGUUCUGGGAGGUGAUCAGUGAUGAACAUGGCAUCGACCCCACCGGCACCUAUCAUGGGGAUAGCGACCUGCAGCUGGACCGCAUCUCCGUGUACUACAAUGAAGCCACAGGUGGCAAAUAUGUUCCUCGUGCUAUCUUGGUGGAUCUAGAACCCGGGACCAUGGACUCUGUUCGCUCAGGGCCUUUUGGUCAGAUCUUCAGACCAGACAACUUUGUUUUUGGUCAGUCUGGGGCAGGCAACAACUGGGCCAAGGGCCACUAUACAGAGGGGGCCGAGCUGGUCGACUCGGUCCUGGAUGUGGUUCGGAAGGAGGCCGAGAGCUGUGACUGCCUGCAGGGCUUCCAGCUGACCCACUCGCUGGGCGGGGGCACGGGCUCUGGAAUGGGCACCUUGCUCAUCAGCAAGAUCCGUGAAGAGUAUCCUGACCGCAUCAUGAACACCUUCAGUGUGGUGCCCUCACCCAAAGUGUCCGACACCGUGGUGGAGCCCUACAACGCCACCCUGUCCGUCCAUCAGCUGGUGGAGAACACUGAUGAGACCUACUGCAUUGACAACGAGGCCCUUUACGACAUCUGCUUCCGCACCCUCAAGCUGACCACGCCAACCUACGGGGACCUGAACCACCUCGUCUCGGCCACCAUGAGUGGUGUCACCACCUGCCUCCGCUUCCCUGGCCAGCUCAAUGCUGACCUCCGCAAGCUGGCAGUCAACAUGGUGCCCUUCCCACGUCUCCACUUUUUCAUGCCUGGCUUUGCUCCUCUAACCAGCCGUGGAAGCCAGCAGUAUCGGGCCCUCACUGUGCCGGAGCUCACCCAGCAGGUCUUCGAUGCCAAGAACAUGAUGGCUGCCUGUGACCCCCGCCAUGGCCGGUACCUCACCGUGGCUGCUGUCUUCCGUGGGCGGAUGUCCAUGAAGGAGGUCGAUGAGCAGAUGCUCAACGUGCAGAACAAGAACAGCAGCUACUUCGUGGAAUGGAUCCCCAACAAUGUCAAGACGGCCGUCUGCGACAUCCCACCCCGUGGCCUCAAGAUGGCGGUCACCUUCAUUGGAAACAGCACAGCCAUCCAGGAGCUGUUCAAGCGCAUCUCAGAGCAGUUCACUGCCAUGUUCCGCCGGAAGGCCUUCCUCCACUGGUACACAGGUGAAGGCAUGGACGAGAUGGAGUUCACCGAGGCUGAGAGCAACAUGAACGACCUCGUCUCCGAGUACCAGCAGUACCAGGAUGCCACCGCAGAAGAGGAGGAGGAUUUCGGUGAGGAGGCCGAAGAGGAAGCCUAAGGCCGAGUGCCUACCACCUCAGGCUUCUCAGUCCCCUCUGCCUUCUUCCUCAGCCGCCCCUUUCCUCUCCCUCAGAAUUUGCGUUUUCUGCCUAUCUUUUUUUUUCUUUUUUGGGGGGGGGUUCUAGAACAGUGCCUGGCACAUAAUAGGCGCUCAAUAAAUAUCUGUUGUUUGUUGAA
This is a messenger RNA of Orcinus orca (killer whale), 1519 nucleotides long. It is a transcript of the gene TUBB, whose product is annotated as tubulin beta class I. The coding region runs from base 6 to 1340 and encodes 444 amino acids. Gene Ontology annotation, biological process: microtubule cytoskeleton organization; mitotic cell cycle. The transcript has 4 exons. Lineage: Eukaryota; Metazoa; Chordata; Mammalia; Artiodactyla; Delphinidae. Gene Ontology annotation, cellular component: microtubule; cytoplasm. Gene Ontology annotation, molecular function: structural constituent of cytoskeleton; GTP binding; GTPase activity. The record is from RefSeq and is a predicted model, not a curated record.